Messenger RNA from Theobroma cacao (cacao), 654 nucleotides. RefSeq lists its product as uncharacterized. The record is from RefSeq and is a predicted model, not a curated record. NCBI's taxonomy places the organism in Eukaryota, Viridiplantae, Streptophyta, Magnoliopsida, Malvales, Malvaceae.
AUGGAUCAAAAAGAUACUUACAACACCAACCAAGAAGAACUUGAAGAAGCUCUCUCCCUUUGUGACCUUCCACUUGAAAACCAAGUCCUUGAUCCAUUUGAUCACCACCCACCGACCUCUCCUUCUCAUGAACUCUUUGAGUUUCCCUUCACUCUAAACACUUUCUCAAACAAUAAAGACGACAUCGUUUUCUGUGGCAAACUCAUCAAAGAACAAGACUUUGAUGAUCUUGAUGAUCAAAGUAGGUAUCUUUUCCCUUUAUCUUCGGCCAGACUCUUGAACAGCGACAAGAAAGAUUUGGGUUCUCUUUGUUUAGCGAAGUCAAAGCCGAAUUCAGCUUUAUCGACUAAAUUUUUCAAGUCUCAAAGCUGUUCUUCUUCUUCUUCUUCAAGAAAACACAAGGUUUUAAUAGGGUUAGCAAAGAUACCACCAAAGAUGGAGCUAAGCGACAUAAAGAAAAGACAAAGCAGAAGAAACCCAUCACCCAUGUUUCCUCCAGUGGCCGCCGGUGAUCUGGAGGUAGUGGCCGCUGGUGACGGUUGCGGUGGUCGCCGGAGAGGACAUCACUGGGGUCUGGUGAGGCCUUUGAGGUGUAGAGCUAAUCUUGCUACUGCAUUGGCCAAGGCGUCCUUGGGAUGUAUUCCACAUGUGUGA